This is a messenger RNA of Uranotaenia lowii, 1471 nucleotides long. RefSeq names its product phenoloxidase-activating factor 2. Bases 178 to 1425 code for a protein of 415 amino acids. The transcript has 6 exons. NCBI's taxonomy places the organism in Eukaryota, Metazoa, Arthropoda, Insecta, Diptera, Culicidae. Gene Ontology annotation, biological process: proteolysis. Gene Ontology annotation, molecular function: serine-type endopeptidase activity. The record is from RefSeq and is a predicted model, not a curated record.
AUAUAAACAGCAGUGAGAGCGAAUUCUGUUUUCACUCGUUAUUUUAGUUCCUUCAAACACUUGUAACAGAAGUUUAAACCAUUCGUUCGUUCAGAUGUGAAAUAAGUUUAUUUCAACUCCAUAAAUUGAUUAAAAAAAUAAAGGAAAUAUUCCGUUGACGUCGUGAAUCGUUUCAAUAUGCAACUUCACUCUGGAUUGUCAACUUUAGAGCCAUUUCUAAUCAUCGUCACCUUUUCAUCGUAUGCCGGAGUAUUCGCACAGAUAAGUUUUCCAGGCGAUACGGGAACGGGGUCAGGUGACCUCACUAGACAACAAUCCCUUCAACCGCUUCCACCCCAGCAGCAAACGACCAACGUAAGUUCGGGUGUCAUUACUGGAAUUCUCACCGGUGCUGUACCGUUGCAAACGGGUGUUACAGCCAUACCACCCACCACCACGACCGCAACGAAUCAAACUUGCAUUUGUGUGCCCACAGGACGAUGCACUUCCACCCCAACCACUAACGACGGAUCAGGAUUGUUGGAUGUUCGCAUUAUAACAUCGCCAUCGGCUACAACCAACAUAGUGACUCCAGGCAUAACCCCUAACAUCGUCACCCCGACCACUUGUGCCGCAGGCUUGGAAAGGUGUUGCUUACCUGGUGGAUAUCAGUGUGGUCUGCAGUUUCCACCAGUCGCAGCUGCUAGGCAACCAGGUCCUGGACAAGCUUCCUAUGGAGAAUAUCCAUGGCAGGCAGUUCUUCUCGGUCCCGGAGAUAUAUAUGUUGGAUCCGGCGCUCUCAUUGACCCAUUAAAUGUCAUAACCGCUGCUCAUCGCAUCUCGGAUUAUACGUCAGGCGCCAGAGUUUUAAGAGUUCGGAUGGGUGAGUGGGACGCAUCGGCUGCUUCUGAGCCAAUUCCCGCACAGGAAUACACUGUCGUUAAAAUAUUUAUACACCCUAGUUAUACAGCAACGAAUCUUAAAAAUGAUAUAGCAAUGCUAAGACUUUCAUCAGCUGUAAAUUUGGGAACCACUCCAACUAUCACAACAGCCUGUCUUCCUGCUACAUCAUUCGUUGGCCAACGCUGCUAUAUUUCUGGUUGGGGUAAAAAUGAUUUUGUUAACGGUGCUUACCAGGCUAUACAAAAAGAGGUCGACGUACCAGUUAGGUCAUCUGCAGAUUGUGAAACCGCUUUGCGGACAACUCGCUUGGGAACUAAUUUUCAGCUUGAUACGACAAGUUUCAUAUGUGCUGGAGGAGAAGCUGGUAAGGACGCAUGUACAGGGGAUGGAGGAUCGCCUUUAGUUUGUGGACUUGGUGGGAGAUUUUUUGUGGUAGGAUUGGUCGCGUGGGGCAUCGGCUGUGGAACUACAAACAUUCCUGGAGUAUACGUUAAUGUGGCUUCUUACGUUCAAUGGAUAACUAGUACUGUGAAUUCAAAUUAAACAAAAACUAUUUCCCGAGUAAAAUAAAUGUAUUAACAAAACAAAA